Cololabis saira (Pacific saury) is the source of this 952-nucleotide messenger RNA. Its product is annotated as troponin I, fast skeletal muscle-like. NCBI's taxonomy places the organism in Eukaryota, Metazoa, Chordata, Actinopteri, Beloniformes, Belonidae. Bases 173 to 694 code for a protein of 173 amino acids. Gene Ontology annotation, cellular component: troponin complex. Gene Ontology annotation, biological process: muscle contraction. The transcript has 7 exons. The record is from RefSeq and is a predicted model, not a curated record.
AAUUUGUACUAUUUGGGACUUGGCAAUUUCUCCCCCCCUUCUUGCGCACCUCCUCGUCCUCGUCCUCAUCACGUUCAGUAGGUGAGAGUCUCUUCAGCAGCUCACUCCACUCACUCUGUCAGUGCUGCACAGAGCUCUUCUUUACAGGACGUGAGCAUCAAAAACAGCCAAAAUGACACACGAGGGAAAGAGGAUGACGUCCAGCCGUAGGCAUCAUCUGAAGAGUGUGAUGCUUCAGAUUGCUGCAACCUGGAUUGAACAAGAGAAGAAGGACCUCGUAGCUGCAAAAGAGGCCUAUAUAAACGAGAACUGCCCGGCCCCAGCCCUCAGCGGAGACCAGGCUGCCCUAAUUGAAGCAUGCAAGAAGCUCUAUCAGGCCAUUGACAAGCUUGAUGAGUCGAGGUACGAUGCCAUGGUCAAAGUCGAGAAGGCUGACAAAGAGAUAGCGGAGCUGAAGCUGAAGGUUGUAGACUUGGCUGGAGUGAAGAAACCUGCCCUGAAGAAGGUGCGCAUGUCUGCCGACGCCAUGCUGAAGGCUCUGCUGGGCUCCAAACACACCGUCAACAUGGACCUGAGGGCCAACCUGAAGCAGGUCAAGAAGGAGGUCAAAGAGGAGCCAACAGAACAAGUGGGUGACUGGCGUAAGAACAUUGAGGAUAAGGCUGACAGGAAGAAGAUGUUUGAGACCUCCUAAAAACCUCCCUGGAACUGCGGGGACUGUAGCAGCAUGGAGGUUUCAGUUGGAGGUCUGAGGGACUGAACAUGUCCAUGCGUUUAGGUCGCCCUCAUCCUGGUUCUUUCGUUGUUUGUGUGACGCCGUCACCCCUGAGAGAGACUGAACCCAAAACAAGGAAACAUCUUGCAUGCAGUUUAAACUUCUGGCAGAAAAUCAUCACUUUCAAAAAUGUACAGGUUUCCAUGGAAGCAGUAGAAAUAAAUGUUUUGAAAUAAG